CUGUUUGUUUUAUCAGACGGAAUUCGUCUUUCAUCAUCGAUUUUCCUCUCUACAGUACUCAUCAUUCUCGCUUUUAUCAAUCUCUGGCGUGGCGCCGAUCUUUACCUUGUGCAUCCCAAAAUAUUCAUUCGCAAAUGGCGACUUAUGACUGUUUAUCUUCUUGCUGCUGUCCUGCUACGCAUUAUGGCCCUGGCAUUUCCAGCGCACUGUGAUUGAUA
Gongylonema pulchrum is the source of this 218-nucleotide messenger RNA. NCBI's taxonomy places the organism in Eukaryota, Metazoa, Nematoda, Chromadorea, Rhabditida, Gongylonematidae. The record is from the annotation of a GenBank genome assembly.